UGAUACAUCUUUCCAGUUGUUGUUUGUUUAAACCUAUUUACCAUCCAUAUUGCAUUAGAUUUCUAUUCAAAUUCUGAACAAUCAAGCAAAUUAUGAAGGAGGCCUCUUGGAUUGUGGCAGAUUAAAUAACCUGGACAAAAUGAUUAAUCUGUAUUUCAUAUUCUGGGCCAAUGUACAUAGAAGUACUCUUUCCCAUCCUGUAUUAGUAGAUGAGGUUUAAUGAUUCAAGAAAGAAACAUUGCAGUGUUCGUACAAAAAAAUAUUUUUUAAUCUGUCUUUGUAGCAGAUCAAAACAUGUGGAAAUGAUAAUUGUGGAUGAUGUCAUUGUUGCUGUAACUGACCUCCGUCGUGUUUUUCGGAUAUUCUAUAUCGGAUAUAAAAAUGCAAAGGGACAUUUCUUUAUAUUGAGCAUCAUUUAGUAGAAGUUAAGCAGUGGUUUUAAAAACACCUUGAAUUCCAUUUGGUUUUAAGCUUUCGCCUUAAUUUAUAUAGAAACAUACUUAUGUGAAAAUAUUGCCGUAAUACUCCGGUACUCCAACGUCGGGACGAACAAAUGCUUACAGCAACUACUGGAUACAUAAAAAAGCAGGGAAAAACAGGUCAUCCUAGCUUUAAAAUCAAACUGACGGUUUAAAAUUGAAAGAUGUCCUGUACGUUUAGCCUAUUCAGGUUAUCCCGAAUUAUCAGAAUAUAUGAUUACACUGCGAGUAGACUGAUCGAGUUGAUUCAAUCAACAUUAAGAAAUACGGGACCUCCAACGGACCUCCAACGCAGCAGUCUCCUUCGAGGAGUAAAUGAUUCUCGAUGCCAGUAGAGGGAGCACAGAGAUCAAGUGUCAUCCCUGGGUGUUGUUACAUGGUACUCAGACGCUCACUAAACACACCCGCGGAGAGAACUAGACUUGUCCUGCUUCAAGUUAUGUCGUUUAUGAAAUUCACGAAUCGGUCAGCCUGCUGGAAACGUGUGGAAAAUGUAAUGGCUUUUCACAUUAAAAAAAAAAUAAUACAAACAUUACUGUGAAGAGCUAUCUUCUCUCCGGUUUGCGGUAACUUACUACUGUACAAUUACCUAUCGUCUCGACGGAUCUGGAGAACAGCAUCUAUUUCCUGGGACUCGACUCCAGUGACUACUGAUUGGGCACCUUGAACAGGUGCUGUGAAGAGGGUCAUGAGGUGUGCAGGGGUGCCAGGACUUAUCAGUCGGAAUGCCUCAGGCCCUGCCAGCUUCCGCUCCUGUAUUCCUGCUGCUGUUCUGCGGUUACGCUCUGGCCCAAAUCCGUUACUGGCCCUCCGCAGUAUAUGUGGCUUUAAGCAACGGGACAGUGUUUGUGGAUUUCCACUGUGACAGGAAUGUGACCGAUGGCAGCAUGACCAUUUCCUUGGUGGAUACAGAGGCUAAUACCACAGUGGCCAGCAGACCUGUACCUGGAAACCAGUCAGAAGGCACAGUGGAGUUUAACUGCACCUGCUUCCCCUACGCAGGCAGAUUCCGGUUCUGGCUGCAGCUGGGUGGGCAGAAAGGGUGCCUCAAUGAUACCCAGUGGUGGAGUGAGGUACUGCACGUCCAGUGGCCCCCUUUCCACAUCGGCGUGCAGAGAACGAGCAACAGGAGCUCGAGCUCUUUUCAGAUCGGGAUUUCCACCAACUUUGAGCCCUGCCGUUUGAACUUGUCCCCUGUUUACUUGGAGGUCAGCUACUUUGAGCACAACACGAUAGGGAAGGUAAGCAUUGAUAAAGUGAAGGCACAGGUCAGGAGGGACGUGGCUGUUGUGAAAUCACAGUGGGUGGAUUUGGGCUGUGUCUUCCCUUUUACCGAACGGGAUUUCAUCAAGGUGGCCCUGAAAUCCCGCCAUGCAGACUGGGACAUAAAGUCCUCAGGGCCGCUGUACCUCUCUCAGAUAUUUACAUACAAGCUGCUCAUUGACAAUGUGUACAAGCUGGGCUGCGAGCGAACAGUGACAGUGCGCUUAUUGCCCCCACCCUGUGCCUUCGCCCAAGGAAAGGUGGUCCUGUACCGGGAAGGAGUCACGGGCUCAGGAGAGGACAGCCCUCCUGUGGCGUCUAAAUGGCUUUCCCAUGGAGAGAAUGAAACUGAAUUCAACUGCUCCCUGUUUGAACCGGGCAAAAACAAGUACUGCUUUAAGUUCAUUUUAAACUUUAGCCGCUUGCCUAGCCAUGCCCAGAGCUGCAUCGUCGUACAGAGGAACACAGAGUCAUGGGGCCGGUGGCAAACCUGGAGCCCCUGCAGUGUGAACUGUGGUGAAGGGGUGAGGCAGCGGUACCGGGAGUGCCUGGUGCCUUCUACUGGGAUGGCCCACUGCACCGGCCUGCAGAAAGAGCUCUCCCCCUGCUCCCUGGAGGACUGCACAGUGGUUGCAGUUUCACCUUCCCUCGCUCCUGUUCACCCUGAGAGCAAAAAGAUGGGCAACAUGGUAGCUGUGGCAGGCAUCUCCAUCUGUCUUGUAGUGAUUGUGGCCACUGUCCUCAUCACGCUGUGGAGGAAGCUCUGCCGGACUCCAAAGUGCAACUCCGUCCGCCGCCACAGCUCCUUGCACUCCCCGGGAUUCAGGAAGAACUCGGACGAGGUCAACAUCUACUGCCAGAGCCAGCAACGGCACAGUUUCUCUGAGAGCCUGGAGGCCCUGCCAGAGCAGGCUGAGGAAGUUUUCGACAAGCUGACCGUAGGCCGCAGGCACAGCCACCCUCUCUCAGCUGAACUGAGCAACCCCACUUCUGGGGAGAGUCUGUCACCCAACGUGCAGAAGAUCAUCCCUCCUAUCUUUGGCUACCGGCUUGCCCAGCAGCAGCUUAAGGAGAUGAAGAAGAAAGGCUUGAAGGAGGCCACCAAGGUCUACCAUGUGUCCCAGAAUCCCCUGAAUGACACUGUCCUGGAUGCCACCUCUGUAAUUAUGCCAGAGCAGCCAGAAAGCCAGGAGGAAGCAGCAUUAAGCCGUUUCCGCAUCAAGGCACCUUUCUUAGAACCCAAGAGCUCUGUUUCUCCAGAGAGGCCGAGUCCCAAAGUGGACUUUGUGCUCUCACAGCUCAGUGAGCUUCCUCUCUCCUCUCAGCCCAGUGUGCAUCAGCGUACUGAAGAAUGGGUGGAGAUGGUGGAAAGAGGCUACAUGAGGAAUCCACAUUUCAAGAGAACAGCCAGUUUCCAUGAAACCAAACACCCCCGACCAUUCCGAGAAAGGAGCCUGUCUUCCUGUACUACAAGGCAGCUGGCAUUCUCUGGCUCCAGGUUGAGAGGUUUCGACCAGCAUCAAGAAAAGGAGGACAGACGCCCCAAAUCUAGGAUGGGGGAUGGGGAGGAGGAGAGGCACCGAUUUUGGAAUGAGAGGUUGUCAGCAAACAGGCCAGACCUCCUCGGUGAUCGCAGACUGGGGACCUGGAGUACUGGACUGGACAAAACAGUGCAAAGUAGGGCCAGAAGAGGUCCUUCGCCAAUUCAGAGAAACAUGAUGGCCAGGAAGCUGAAGCAAGCCAAUUCAUCGGCCACCUACAGCCACCAGAGGAACACCAGCCUCAGCCCCUCUCAGUACAGGAGGGACAAAUGCAAGAGUCUUCCACUCGACUCUGAGUACGGACUCUACCCCAGCUCCCCCUACGGCCUCACCGAGUCUGAACAACGCAUGAUGGAUCUGUCGGGGUUCUUUGGGGAAGAGGAUGAGAACAGAGAUUUUGAGUGCUGAGAUGCUGUGAUGAUUACCUGCACAUCAUACUCUCAGGGUCGCUGAAAUGUAGUUCAUGUUUUGUCAGAGCACUGACUGAAAAAGUAAUGAAGCCACUUGUGGUCAACCUAGAGUAUUAGGAACAUCCCAGUGUGAAUACGGCAAGCGGUGAACACAAGUUGCAAAGCCAGUUCAAUGGCCAAUACAGUUAAUUAUCACUACUCUCUAUUGACUGGAGGUCUAGGUCAUCAGUUAUUUACAUAUGUAUAUUUUCUGUUAAUUUAUGAACAUAUUUGUGAAAGUGGACAAUGAAAGUGUCUGUCUGCCACUGAGAUUCUAGUAUCUAUGCUGACAGUAUCUUUCCAGGGCCAAAGAAUGUAUGUUAUCUUGAACCUUCUUAAAGGAAUGAAAUAAUUUUUAAAAAUUGUUUUAAAUACCAUUUCAUUAAGUUCAUGUUUUCUUGUCAGACCUAAGGUUCUUAUUUAGAUCAUCAUCUCCGUCCAUGUAUUUGACAUCAGACAUGGCUUUAUACUGCAACUGAGUUAAUUACCAAUAACAGAUAACAGAUUUAAUUACCAAAUCUUAACAACUUAUGUUUUGCAAAAUGUAAGGCUUUAUGUUGUCUCCUUACGCUGCCUGAAUAUGUUCACUGCUGAAUCAAUAAAAAUGUUUAGGUCUUUUUCAUAGAUAGCCUAUUCAAGUUCUGUUCCGCUCA
Messenger RNA from Lepisosteus oculatus (spotted gar), 4385 nucleotides. The record is from RefSeq and is a predicted model, not a curated record. NCBI's taxonomy places the organism in Eukaryota, Metazoa, Chordata, Actinopteri, Semionotiformes, Lepisosteidae.